Messenger RNA from Solea senegalensis (Senegalese sole), 2616 nucleotides. It is a transcript of the gene grxcr1a, whose product is annotated as glutaredoxin and cysteine rich domain containing 1 a. The transcript has 4 exons. The coding region runs from base 137 to 1027 and encodes 296 amino acids. The record is from RefSeq and is a predicted model, not a curated record. Lineage: Eukaryota; Metazoa; Chordata; Actinopteri; Pleuronectiformes; Soleidae. Gene Ontology annotation, biological process: sensory perception of sound.
CAGCAGCCAGGAUUAAACAUAGUUGUAAUCCAUGGGAAACAAAGUCGUGUGUCUGAGCUGCGCGCUCACUUCUGAGUGAGAAGCAGGGAGCUACAGUGCAGCGUCGUGGACCAUGUAAAACAGCCGAGGGUUCGCAAUGGAGGCGACGAUAGUGACGGCAGAGCAGGAGAAGCCACAGAAGCGGGUGAGGUUCCGCGUGGCUUCGGGGAACAGUGGCCGGGUGUUGAAGGAGAUGUUCAAGGAUGAGGGGCCUUCAGAUUCCCUGGAGUCCGACUGCACCAGCAGCUCUGACGCCGAGCGGGCCAGCACCCCCUCCACAAGUGGAGAUCCCCACGGACACCUGUACGGAUACCUGGGCUCGGAGCUGGAUGACAGUGAGUGUGAGCCUGAUGAGCUGCUCAUGUACGCUGGGGCCACCAAGGACUGGAUGUUCAACACAAAGAGAGUCAACAUCCUCAGUAAAAAUGGGACCGUGAGGGGGGUCAAGCACAAAGUCAGCGCAGGUCAGACGCUGUUUGAAAGCCUUCCCAGUUGCAGCAGUGUGGAGUUGUCACUCGAGUUUGGGCGGAUUGUGAUCUACACGACCAGCUUCCGCGUGGUGAGGACCACGUUUGAGCGCUGUGAGCUGGUCAGAAAGAUCUUCCAGAACCACAGGGUCAAGUUUGUGGAGAGGAACAUUGCUCUGGACAUCGAGUACGGGAAGGAGUUGGAGGAGCGGUGCAAACGGGUGGGAGAACCUCCUUCACUACCUGUCGUGUUCAUCGAUGGACACUACCUUGGGGGUGCUGAGAAAAUACUUGGUAUGAAUGAAUCAGGGGAACUUCAAGACCUUCUGACAAAAAUUGAGAGGGUGCAGCAUCCCCAGACGUGCCAGACCUGUGGGGGCUUCGCCUUCAUCCCAUGCCCGAUGUGCCAUGGCAGCAAAAUGUCCGUGUUCCGCAACUGCUUCACGGAUUCCUUCAAAGCCCUCAAGUGCACUUCCUGCAACGAGAACGGUCUGCAGGCCUGUGUGAGCUGCAGCCAGUGAGAUUUUGUCAUGUGCCUGACCCAGAAUCCCUCCCUCACCUCCUUCUCUGGGACCUUAGGACCCUGAACUGGACUAAAACACAAGCAGAGACACACGAAACACAGCAGGACUCUUCUUCCAUGGCCAUUGUUAGUUACAAAAAAAGAAAAAAAAAAAAGAAUAAAAACAAAUUUGUAAUAAAAAUCUGUGAAUUUCAGCUCUUUAUAUAAAUGGGUAAUUUCUUCGUUUCUUCAAACACUGAGGAGUCACGAACUAUAGCGUCACCUCAAGUAAACUUCAGCUUGUUUGUUAAUUAGUGACGAGGCUCCUUCAUUAACAAAGCUCUCAUCACUAAUCCCAUAUCAGACAGACUUACGGAGAGCGGACACUCAGGACAGAGAGGGAAAGUCAAGGGCUCAAUUUGCAAAGGAGAGAAGGCCUGAAAGUGGAGACUGGACUCAUUCAUUUUAUAGUUACAUCAGUUGUACAGUAGUGUGACACACACACACUUGCACACAUUUAAAUAAUAAAUCAGGGGCAUCCGUUAUUUCAGAUAUUUUUAAUGGCUCCUUUAGCAAACAUAGACAGUCAUUAACUAUACAUACUUACUUACUGUAUAUAUGGAAGAAUACUUUUUGAAAAGCAGGUUUAACUAAACCUAUACAUUUUAUCAAGAUAUUUACAUACAUAAAUAUUCUUCUAACCGCAUAUACUAACCUAAACAUGUGAAUAAAUAAAAGGGGAAACCUAAAUCAAUGUCAAAAUCUCUAUGAUCUAAAUAUUUCAGGUGGAAAUCUGUGCUGAUAUAAUUAGAAUUUUUUUUUGAAAACAAAUUAAAUACAUGGAUGAUUUAGUGUACCCUUAAUUCCCUUAAGACAACAUAUACUGCAACUUAAUAUAAAUAUGUAUAUAUGUAUAUAUGUGUAUAUAUACAUAUAUGUGUACUUUUACAUGUUUUAUUUCAAAUGAUUAAUCAACUACUUAACAUACAGAUGUAACUGGUACGGAACUAUUUAAUUUUAACUGUGCUAUAAUGAUGACAGAUAUAGAAAAAACACAUUUUAAAUAGACCACACAGCAGCAUUAACAUUAAUAAACGAUUAUAAAAUCACACAUUUGAGUUCCUCGUGGACACAUGAGGGAGAAGUUUGUUUGGAUUAAGGCUGCAGUGCAGGGAAAAAUCAUUAAAAAUGAAUCUUUUCUUAAAUCCAGAUGAUUAGAAGCAGGAUGGAAAUACCGUCAAUGAGAGCGGCGUGAUGUGUUCAGAAAACUGUCUGGAUUAUUUCGAAACAUAAGCCUGUUUAUUUUUGGGGGGUAAAAUGUCAGACUGUUGUUCUGUGACAUGAGAUGCUCACGCUGGCUAAUCCAGAAGUAGCACAGUGCAGUGUAACUAAUCGGUUCAAUAAUGUAGUGGCUGCAAAGGGGGACGUGGCUUUGCACUGAAUAAUUCAAUCCGAGGGGGAACUUCAUGUGCUUCCAUUUUCCUUUUAACCCUUAAAAAAACAAAAAAAAACAAGCAGUGGAUUCUUGUGUGUGUCGGACUGCUGCAGAACCAAAGUCUGUGCAGUGUCCACAGUCCCUGAAGAUCACACACAGUCCUUCCUCGCUUC